Molecule: messenger RNA, 891 nt
Organism: Adineta ricciae
Lineage: Eukaryota; Metazoa; Rotifera; Eurotatoria; Adinetida; Adinetidae
Source: the annotation of a GenBank genome assembly
AUGGAAAAUAAUACUCAUCGAUUCAUCAUUUGCUUCUUCCUAUUUAUUCUUCAUGUUCGUUCGAAUGAUCUAGUUAACCUUAAUGAGCAUUUUCUAGCUACAUAUGCUCGCGCUCGCGAUCAUCUUCUUUCUCAAACAAGUCCGCUAAUCAUUUGUAUUAGAGAUAAUAUUAUUAUCCACUAUCGUGGUAAACGGUACGAAGAACAAGUCAUACCUAAAUCGUAUCAUGACUUAAAAGCCAUCUCACAUAUUCCAUUUAAAAUCUAUUUGACAGUUAUGUUCGAUACCGUCGGUUUGUCUGAAGACAAUUCCAUUGAAUUGCAACGUUAUUUAGAUAAUAUUCAAACGAUUCGAAAUAUUCUUCAAUUUCCACAAGAUAUUCUACAAAAUCAAUAUGACAUCAUCGAUCUAUCGAUAAGAUACUUGAAUACGAUCUUAUCGACGAAACUUGUUGAUCGAAAGGAACUGAAGCAAUUCUGCGAAGAAGCACAUCGUUUAUUUGCAUUAAACAUCGAAUUAGCUGCACAGAUGCAUCUGGAUUUACUCGAUGAAAAAGUUCGAGUUUGGUAUUAUGAGCGUUUCAAUGAAACAGAGCGUGAUGCAUUGAGAGUAACAAUCAUCGGACCGAAAACGGCAAGACAUGGCUUUCUGGAAAAGACGUACUUUUACCAUCUAAUCGGUGAGAAACGUGAAGGCAAACAUAUUAUAUACGCUGAAAAUGUUGAAUCAGAAGAAAAAGCCUUAGAAGUUCUCGGUAUAUGGAUGCUGGAUGCCAAAGCUGCAGCAAUGUUUUUCGAAGGUGAUACAGAACGACUACAUCGAGACCUGCUUUCCGAUGCAACAGCGAAAUACAUCAAAGGAUUAUUCAAAAAAUCAAAAAUUGAGUUAUAA